AUGCUCGCACUACCAGAGGAAGGAACGACGGAGGAGGAACAAGACGACUUGAGCCCCUUGCUAAGUAGGAGGCCGUCUCGCCAAGACGUCUCGAGACGCCACCUUAGACGUUUCUCCGUCAUGGAACAAGGGAACGCCGACGCGUCUUCGAGUAACUCGAAGUGUCUCCUGCAGCCGCCACUGAGGAAGCACAGCAGUGUAGGACCAGGUAUCCACGUCCGCAGACGGUCGAGUAUCGGAGGGCAGCUGCUGGCUGCAGGGCCGAGGGGCAGGCGCCACUCUCUGGCGGCGGCCGGGCUCUGCGGUCCAGGGAUCGAAUCCCGAAAGCCAGAAGAUUGUAUCCACGUCCGUAGACGGUCUAGCAUCGGCGGGCAGCUGCUGGCUGCAGGGCCGCGGGGCAGGCGCCACUCUCUGGCGGCGGCCGGACUCGCCCUCGCCCUGGUCAGGAGGAAGAGCUCCGUCUAUCUGCAACAGACGGCGCUCCAGUUACUGCGUAAGUUCCGUCGCGCGGCCCGAGUGGUUCUGGUGUGUGUCCAUCUCAAUAGGCUGUGUCAGGCGGUACAGAGAAUAAAGGACAAUGAGGCGGACACAGUCAGCUACCUCCCGUCGUCCUUUGCGCGGGGCGGAAUGGACAAUUUCACAGGAGUGGAGAAUCUCAUGUUCAACAAGGCGGACUACAAGGCCGAUAGAGACAGCCUCCGUCUGUCCGAGACGUCCCGAGCGGUCCUGAUGUCUCCACCGGCCGGCAGGACUGACGACCAGAUCGACCAUGUACUUGUGGAGCUGCGGAGGUUCAAAACGUUCAGUCAGAACCCGAUCAGCAUGCAGAAAACUUUCUGCAAGUUCGGCUUCUACCAGAGUUACGGGCCAAAACGCGCCAUUGUGAGACAGGGGCAGAUUUCUCGUCUCUUUUACGUCAUUAUUUCCGGCUCAGCCAUAGUGACGACGUGGGACGCCGACGCGCACAGACUCACGGUACAGGAGCUCAGGAGGCCCGGGGACACUUUCGGGGAGCUGACUAACUCCGCCCUCCGGGAGAAACGGCAGACGUCAAUCAUCUCCAGGGGCGACAUCGAGCUGCUGUCCAUCAGCGCUGAGGACCUGGUGGACAGGGCUACCGCCAGCAUGCCGCCGGAGAACACGCUGGUCAGCGCCGGAGACUUCGUCAAGAGCCCUUUCCUCAGGGGUCUGGAUUUUCUCCAGGACUGGCCGGUGGGAGUUCUAGAGGAGAGUCCGGAAAGCUGCAUGUUUCAGUACGCACUGAGAGGCUCUGUUCUCACCAAGGACAGUCAGAAGUCAGACUGGAUCUACGUCAUCACUACGGGGAGCUGCACGGUCCUUAAGGAACUGAAACUGGUCCAAGUCACCGGGAAGAAGAGAGGCAAACGGAAGAGAAGCGUAUUAGACGAUUCUGAAGUGAUAGACAAGUUUCGGCAGGCGCACUUGAGCAAGUCUCUCCCACCUCUCUCACAUCGCUACAGCGACAGGAAGACGGUACAGAAAAUAACAAAAACAAACAAACAACAAACUACCGAACAAACAACAACGCAAAACAACAACAACCUCCAAAAACUCACCGACUGGAGUAACAAUACUCACAAAUCUCUCACAGUAGACGACGAAGAACUUAGACGAACACAGUCAAAACUGUCUGAUAUAUCUGAAGAGAAAGACAGCGUUAUAGAUAGAACAGAAGCCGAGAAAAAAGACGGACAGACUAACACAGAAGAACCCAUCCCGGCUAUACAAGUGACCAGUGCCAGUCCAGAGAGGAUUCCGUAUGAAAGACCUUUGAAAAAGCAGUUGUCGAUAAGGUUGCCGGCUUUGGUAGACUCACCUGAAGUUAAUACAGAGAUCGACAGAGUCGACCCUGCGAAUUCGAAAGGGACGGAUGGACCGUCAAGGAUACCGAAGCUACCAGUCCUUGAAAUGAGCCGGGGGGCGUAUUUCGUCCAAACACCUCGGCCUCGGCCCGACGGCCCCGGGAAGCAGGUGACGUCACGCGUCGGCCGUGACGUCAGGGGUAACGACAAGCCGGCCAGAGUCGGCAGGGCCAAAACUAUCGUGCAAUCUAGGGUACAGCAGGGUCCGAGAGGCAUGGACGCUAUUUCACAAGUUGCUGCUCACAACCGGCCGCGGAGAAAACUGCCGCAGGGCCUCACGGGUAAGAAACGGGUGACGUCACGGCCAGGAAAACCACAGCUCCCGGCCCUGACGAAAACAAGACCAGCGCCUACUGAGAACAAGUCGGUGUUCGUGACGGUCAAAACGCUGGGGAAGGGGGCCGUCUUCGGUCUGUCCGACUUCCUGUUUGAUGAGCAGCCGAGUCUGAUCCUGGUGAGUAACGGUGCCGAGUGUGUGAUGAUCUCCAAAAAACUCUACAGGAGACACGCUAACGACGAGCUGCUCAGGAGACUCAGGACGCAGAUCUACCCGUUCCCUAGCGAGCAGGAGCUACAGCAGAACCUGCGCGACUACGUGGACUGGGAAGCGUACCGGACCGACACGUACGGCGGGCUGGUCAGGAGCGCGCAAAGAAGGAGGGAGAAGAAACAGCAGUACACCGUGCAAUACAUGGGGCAGGAGUGUUUCAGAUAGGGAAUAUCGUAUCCAUAACCGGGACUAUCUAGUUCUAUAUCGUAUCCAUAACCGGGCCUAUCUAGUUCUAUAUCGUAUCCAUAACCGGGCCUAUCUAGUUCUAUAUCUUCUCCAGAACAAUACAUGGUACAGGAGUGAUUUAGAUAGAAAAUAUCGUAUCCAGAAUAUCAGGAUAGUCACUAUGAAUGUAAAUCCAGCACCAGGGACAGGACCAGUGUGAAGUCACUAGGAGGAUAGUCA
Messenger RNA from Branchiostoma belcheri (Belcher's lancelet), 2838 nucleotides. RefSeq lists its product as uncharacterized. The transcript has 20 exons. NCBI's taxonomy places the organism in Eukaryota, Metazoa, Chordata, Leptocardii, Amphioxiformes, Branchiostomatidae. Bases 1 to 2598 code for a protein of 865 amino acids. The record is from RefSeq and is a predicted model, not a curated record.